CCCGAGCCAUGGCGGAGCUGCAGCAGCUGCAGGAGUUUGACAUCCCCACGGGCCGGGAGGCUCUUCGGGGCAACCACAGUGCCCUGCUGCGGGUGGCCAACUACUGCGAGGAAAACUACGAGCAGGCCACAGACAAGCGGAAGGCACUAGAAGAGACCAUGGCUUUCACCACCCAGGCCCUGGCCAGUGUGGCCUACCAAGUGGGUAAUCUGGCUGGGCACACUCUGCGAAUGCUGGACCUUCAGGGUGCUUCCCUGCGGCAGGUAGAGGCCAAGAUCAGCACACUGAGCCAGAUGGUGAACAUGCAUAUGGAAAAGGUGGCCAGAAGGGAGAUUGGCACCUUAGCCACUGUCAUGCGGCUGCCCCCUAGCCAGAAGGUCAUCCCUCCUGAGAGCCUACCGCCCCUCACCCCCUACUACAGAAAACCCCUCAACUUCAGCUGCUUGGAUGACAUUGGCCAUGGCGUCAAGGACUUGAGCACGCAGCUGUCUCGGACCGGGACCCUGUCUCGCAAGAGCAUCAAGGCCCCUGCUGCACCUGCCUCCACCACGCUGGGGAGACCACCCCGGAUCCCCGAGCCCGUCCAGCUCCCAGUCGUGCCUGACGGCAAGCUCUCAGCUGCCUCCUCUGUCUCUUCCUUGACCUCGGCGGGCAGUGCCGAAGGUGCCAGUGGGAUCCCCCAGUCCAAGGGACAGGCAGCAUCUGCAACCCCGCCUCCACCUCCAGCAUCUGCAACCCCGCCUCCACCUCCAACACCUGCAACCCCGCCUCCCCCAGUCUCUGCUGAGGUCUUCUUGCCGCCGCCUCCCCCACUGGAGGUGUCCCAGGCCCCUGCAGCAGCAGAGCUGCCCCUGCCCCCACCUCCAGCUCUAGAAGGGGAUGACCUGGGACUACUACCUCCUCCGCCACCGGGUUUUGGACCCGAAGAACCCAGCUGGGUCCCUGCUGCCUACUUGGAGAAAGUGGUGUCGCUAUACCCAUACACCCGACAGAAGGACAAUGAGCUCUCCUUCUCUGAAGGCACCAUCAUCUGUGUCACGCGCCGUUACUCGGAUGGCUGGUGUGAGGGGGUCAGCUCAGAGGGCUCUGGAUUCUUCCCGGGGAACUAUGUGGAGCCCAGCUCCUGACAGCCAAAUCUGUCCCUGCACCAACCCAGCACUGCCUCAGUGGGCCUCCUGAGCCCCAAGAAGCCAGAGCCACAGUCAAGGCUGACAAAGGACCUGUCUACCUCUUGGGCUGUGAACUGAGUUCAGUCCCUGCUCCACACAGCAGUGUGUGUGUGUGUGUGUGUG
Microtus ochrogaster (prairie vole) is the source of this 1292-nucleotide messenger RNA. RefSeq names its product ABI family member 3 (gene Abi3). NCBI's taxonomy places the organism in Eukaryota, Metazoa, Chordata, Mammalia, Rodentia, Cricetidae. The record is from RefSeq and is a predicted model, not a curated record. Gene Ontology annotation, biological process: regulation of cell migration; neuron migration. Gene Ontology annotation, molecular function: signaling adaptor activity; SH3 domain binding. Gene Ontology annotation, cellular component: lamellipodium; actin-based cell projection; SCAR complex.